UCCAGUCCAAAUCCUUUACCCACCUCAAACCCAAUAUAAAUAAGCUCCCAAUGAUCAACGAAAACUCAUCAAAACUCAAUCAUCAUCCCUCACAAGCUCAAGAAUUUGCUCUCUGUCUCUCUCCCUCUCUCCCUCUCAUUUUCCUUUACGUGCGCAGCCUCGCAUUCAUCGUUGGGGAGUCGAAUUCUCUUCACGUUUUGCCUUCCAUUGUCGAGAUAGUAAGGAUUAUCGAUUUCAAGUCGUUCUGACGUAUUUUAGCAUCACUGGCUUGUGCUUUUGCCAAUGGAUAGAAUCAAUAGAAUGGUGUCGGAGAGGCCGGUGGUGAUCUUCAGCAGGAGCUCGUGCUGCAUGUGCCACACUGUCAAGAUGCUCUUAAGCGAGUUCGGGGCCAACCCGGUGGUUCACGAGCUGGACGAGAUCCCCAGGGGGAGGGAGAUUGAGCAGGCCCUCUCGAGGCUGGGCCGCAGCCCACCCGUGCCCGCCGUGUUCAUCGGCGGCGAGCUGGUGGGGGGAACCAAUGAGGUCAUGAGCCUCCACCUCAACCAGUCCUUGGUCCCGAGGCUUAGACAAGCCGGAGCAAUUUGGGUCUGAUCAACUUAAUCAACUGCGCGGAGGAUACUAAUAAGUGUGAUUUCGAGCCACACUAGUUUUGAGGAUAAUAUAACUUAUCAAAUGCACUACUAGUUGGGUUACGGACUCUUUAUCGUCGCUAUGUACUGACUUUCAUAUGAUAUAAUCCUAUAUCCAUCACUUGUGAGAUUCUGUUUUGCUGUAACGAGUGCUGUCUAGCUAAUAAAAUCAAGUUUGAACUUACAUUUUGGAUA
Syzygium oleosum is the source of this 824-nucleotide messenger RNA. Its product is annotated as monothiol glutaredoxin-S2-like. Bases 283 to 591 code for a protein of 102 amino acids. The record is from RefSeq and is a predicted model, not a curated record. NCBI's taxonomy places the organism in Eukaryota, Viridiplantae, Streptophyta, Magnoliopsida, Myrtales, Myrtaceae. The transcript is spliced from 2 exons.